AUGGUUGGAGGUGGCUCUGUGGAUAAAGCAGCCAGGUUGGCCAUUGCCUGUGCAGAAGGUGGUGCCAUCCUCCCCUCAGCACAUCCCUCAAGCCUCCCCUUUCCCCAGGUGAACCAGGGGAACAUGCCCGGCAUCCAGAGCACCUUCCUGGCCAUGGACACGGAGGAGGGUGUGGAGGUGGUGUGGAACGAGCUACUCUUCACUGACAAGAAGGCCUUCAAAGCACACGAGGAGAAGAUCAAGACCAUGUUUGAGCAGCUGGUGCUGGUGGAUCACCCCAACAUUGUGAAGCUCCACAAGUACUGGCUGGAUGUGAAGGACUCAAAGGCACGGGUCAUCUUCAUCACGGAGUACGUGUCCUCAGGGAGCCUCAAGCAGUUCCUGAAGAAAACCAAGAAGAACCACAAGGCCAUGAAUGCCCGGGCCUGGAAGCGCUGGUGCACCCAAGGGGGUCUGAGCCAGGCAGGACCCCCAGAACCGUGGGGUCCCUUUUUGGGGUGCCAACCUUGGUGUUACUCGUUCUUCUUGUCCCCUCCUCCCUUCCCAACCCGCGGCUCCGUCCGGCACUGCCCGGCAGUUUGGCACCGGGUGUUUGCCAACGCUCUCCCGGACGAUCUCCGCAGCCCCAUCAGGAUCGAGCGGGAGGAGCUGCGGAACCUUCACUUCUUCCCUCCGGAAUACGGCCAGAAGGCGGACGGGACGGCCGUGGACAUCUUCUCCUUUGGGAUGUGUGCGCUGGAGAUGGCCGUGCUGGAGAUCCAGACCAACGGGGACACGCGGGUGUCAGAGGAGGCCAUCGCCCGGGCCCGCCACUCCCUGGAUGAUCCCAACAUGAGGGAGUUCAUCCUGUCCUGCCUGACCCUGAACCCGGACAAGCGCCCGACCGCCAACAACCUCCUGUUCCACCGGGUGCUCUUCGAGGUGCAUUCCCUGAAGCUGCUGGCAGCCCAUUGCUUCAUCAACCACCAGUAUCUGAUGCCAGAGAACGUGGUGGAGGAGAAGAUCAAGGAGCUGGACCUGAACAUGGUGAUGGCCGAGAUCCGCAGGGAGGGCCGGCCCGGGGCGCAGUGGAGGUACUCGGAGGUUUCCUUCCUUGAGCUCGACAAGUUCCUGGAGGCAGACUCUCUCCUGUCUCCACAGCUCACGCUCCUGCUCAUCCUGGAGGACAAACUGCACCGCCAGCUCAGCUAUGACCUGCUGCCCACACAGGGAGCUGUUGGCAUGUCUGGAUUUCAGGAUGACUGUGAAAAGCUGGCCACGUUCCUGGAGAGCGCCUUCCACAAGCACCGCUCCCAAGCCCUGUGAGCUGGGGACCCGUUCCCAGGGGAUCAAGGUGCCGGACUGGAGGAUCCCAAAGGGCUCCUGACCCACCAAACUGCAGCAGGACUCAGCUGGCCGGGCCUCGGGCCCACGGGGAUUUGCCCAAUCCGUGCUCUGGGAAGGCAAGAGCUGAUGGAGGACUCUGCAAACACCAGGAGUUGUGUCCCGGGACGUUGGGACUCGAGCUCUGGUCCCUGCUCCCAGUGGGAGGUGUGGGGGAGUGGGCAGCAGCCCCUUCCCAGUGGGGUUUGUGGAGCUGCUGCAGGAGCCCCAACAGGAUCCGUUUCCCUCUGGGAACCAUCGGCUUUGCUCGCUGCGGGUCCCAAAGCUAUUUUUUCCUCUUUGCCAUCUGGAAUGGUCCUUGCUGAGGGGAGGGGAGGGGAGGAGCAGGCUUGGAGAGCCCCGCUGUAGCUUCCCAUCUGCCACAUUCCACCCUCCAUCCUGAAUUUCUCCAGGUUUAAGGUCUCCACUGUGCUGCCUGUGCUCAGCAUCCUCACGAUGAGCUGGGACUGUGUGAGCUGGACACGAUGUGUCUUGGGAAGGAAUUCCAGAAAUCAUGGCCCACCACCUGGAUCCACACAUGGAUCAGCAGGAAUCUCA
This is a messenger RNA of Parus major (Great Tit), 1920 nucleotides long. It is a transcript of the gene NRBP2, whose product is annotated as nuclear receptor binding protein 2. The transcript has 14 exons. Gene Ontology annotation, cellular component: cytoplasm; endomembrane system. Gene Ontology annotation, molecular function: ATP binding; protein serine/threonine kinase activity. The record is from RefSeq and is a predicted model, not a curated record. Bases 1 to 1305 code for a protein of 434 amino acids. NCBI's taxonomy places the organism in Eukaryota, Metazoa, Chordata, Aves, Passeriformes, Paridae. Gene Ontology annotation, biological process: intracellular signal transduction; endoplasmic reticulum to Golgi vesicle-mediated transport; protein phosphorylation.